UCACGCACCCUUCCAACUCUUCUUCCCCUUCCUCCUCCCUUUUCGUUGACCCCUUCUCUUUCCUGCUGCCGCCGCGGGUGCUCCCCCAGCGGCGCGGAGAUUACACAGCCGUCGGGAUGCCCCAGCUCUCCGGGGGAGGCGGCGGCGGCGGGGGGGACCCGGAACUCUGCGCCACGGACGAGAUGAUCCCGUUUAAGGACGAGGGCGACCCCCAGAAGGAGAAGAUCUUUGCCGAGAUCAGUCACCCCGAAGAGGAAGGCGACUUAGCCGACAUCAAGUCUUCCUUGGUCAAUGAAUCCGAAAUCAUCCCAGCUAGCAACGGACACGAGGUGGCCAGACAAGCUCAAACCUCUCAGGAGUCCUACCAUGACAAGGCCAGAGAACACCCUGAUGAAGGAAAGCAUCCAGAUGGAGGCCUCUACAACAAGGGACCCUCCUACUCGGGUUAUUCCGGGUACAUAAUGAUGCCAAAUAUGAAUAACGACCCGUACAUGUCAAAUGGAUCUCUUUCUCCACCCAUCCCAAGAACAUCAAAUAAAGUGCCCGUGGUGCAGCCAUCCCAUGCGGUCCAUCCUCUCACCCCCCUCAUCACUUACAGUGACGAGCACUUUUCUCCAGGAUCACACCCGUCACACAUCCCGUCAGAUGUCAACUCCAAACAAGGCAUGUCCAGACAUCCUCCAGCUCCUGAUAUCCCCACCUUUUAUCCCCUGUCUCCGGGUGGUGUUGGACAGAUUACCCCACCUCUUGGCUGGCAAGGUCAGCCUGUAUAUCCCAUCACGGGUGGAUUCAGGCAACCCUACCCAUCCUCACUGUCUGUGGACACUUCCAUGUCCAGGUUUUCCCAUCAUAUGAUUCCUGGUCCUCCUGGUCCCCACACAACUGGCAUCCCUCAUCCAGCUAUUGUAACGCCUCAGGUCAAACAGGAACAUCCCCACACUGACAGUGACCUAAUGCACGUGAAGCCUCAGCAUGAACAGAGAAAGGAGCAGGAGCCAAAAAGACCUCACAUUAAGAAACCUCUGAAUGCUUUUAUGUUAUACAUGAAAGAAAUGAGAGCAAAUGUCGUAGCUGAGUGUACUCUAAAGGAAAGUGCAGCUAUCAACCAGAUUCUAGGCAGAAGGUGGCACGCCCUCUCCCGUGAAGAGCAGGCUAAGUAUUAUGAAUUAGCGCGGAAGGAAAGACAGCUACAUAUGCAGCUUUAUCCAGGCUGGUCUGCAAGAGACAAUUAUGGUAAGAAAAAGAAGAGGAAGAGAGAGAAGCUACAGGAAUCUACAUCAGGUACAGGUCCAAGAAUGACAGCUGCCUACAUCUGAAACAUGAUUGACUUCCUUCAGUCCUUUGAUCCACGUCUAGAACUUCCAAGCUUGUGUGGUGUUAAGAGUAUCAGCCUCCCAAAGAGAGGAUGCAUCUUGCAGAUUCUGGAGAAUGGACUCUGGUUGGCCCAGCUUGGGUCAAACAUCUAUACCCUGAUCCAUAAGGAACUGUGGCCACAGAAGACUGUCACAUUUACAACGUGGCCGUCAGAGCUCACCUCUGUAACCUUGGGGUUGGAGUUGGCAUAAUCAGGAAGGGAGCUGGGCGGUAACCCAACAGGUGUCCACUACAACUCACUCACAAACUGGUUGUUGGGGUCUGUUAGAUUAAGAGGGGGUUUUAUCUUAGACAGCUGUGUGUUAAUGGUGAACUUGGGAGAGGAUCAUAUAUGUGGUGAGAGCGUUUAAAACCUCUGCUGCAGUAUCCUUCCCAUCAAUUUCCUUUUCCCUCCUUAAUGAUCAGAAGAGCUAGAAUUGUGCUUCAGUUGCCUUGGGAAGCAGAAACAGGGAAAGGGACCCAUGGCUAACAAGAUUGAUCAGGUGCCAUUAAAAAAUAAUAGGUAGGAAAAGUAAUAGGUGAGGGAGAGAAGUACCUGAGGCUCGUGAAAACCCUCUUGAGACACUUCAUAUUUAGUAUUGCUCAUGAAAGCCCAUGGAACUGAAUUUAGAUCAAUGCAACAGAAUAGUCUGUAGAAUUAAAAAAGAAUUGUUUUGGACAAAUUUUAUUCACUAGAACAUUUUUCUCACUGAUCUGUCUGGGACUGUGAGGAAUAGCUCACAGUCGAGGAGAAACUAUAGGUUUACCUCUUUAUGUAUCAAAACAUAAGUUUUUUAUUUUAACUCUUGGGUUCAACAAUCUUCUUCAACAGAGUACACCGAAAAGAAUUUAAAGAUUUCUUAACGCUUCAUGCCGUUUAUUCUACAGUGCCUAUAAUAUAACCCCUUGCCAACGAGUUGAUUUCUACUCACAGCAACCCUAUAGGACAGAGCAGAACUGCCCCAUAGGGUUUCCAAGACUGUUUCUUUACGGGAGCAGACUACCACAUUUUUUACCUGUGAAGUAGCUGGUGGGUUCAAACCAUCGACUUUCUGGUUAGCAGCUGAGCGCUUUAACUACUGCGCCUUGUAUAGAAUAUAGUACAUGCUAACAAGAAAUACGGUGCCAUCAGCCACUGUUCUUAAUGUCCCCCAGAUGAUGUGGGAUUUUAAGUCUGCUUUUUAUAAUUAUUCUGUGUCUUCCUUUGCUGUCUGGGACGAUCCCCUUCUUCUGUAGUAUCCUCUUCCUUCUUACCCACUGUGUGGAUUUGGGAACCAGAAAACUAAGCUUGUCUGAAUAAUGUGUCAAUUUAAAUGGAGUCUGAGUUGGGCUAUGAAGAGCUCUCUUACAAAGAAAAGUAAAAUAUGUUAUUUUGUGCAUGAAUUUCUUGACAGUAUUUUUAUAGCUUGAGGGCUUUUUAACUUCUUUCUCCUCAGCUGUGUUCUUCAUAACUGAAGCUGCCAGCUUAUAACUGUCCACAAGCUUUAGCAAAGUAACUUUUUUUUUUGACAAAAUGAGAAAAAAAAAAAGUAUUUCAGCUGAACAGGACUUCCUUACAUUUUGCUUAUGUUUUAAUUCAUAUCUAGCCUGAAGUCUCCUAAAUUUUGAGGUGCAUUUUCCAUGAUUGUAAUAACAAAUGUAGUUGUUACCCUCUUGGAAUUACUUUUCUGAACUAAGGCUGUUUUUUGGAGACAUUCUGUUGUAUAGGAGAUGUUGUGAUUAUUUUGCAGAAUGUUCUGUUGGUCUUAAUUUUUCACAAGAAGUCCUGUAAAUAGUAUGAAUCUUGGCUGUCCCAAACAUGUCAUAUGAAAUUGGAACAGCAAAAUGGCACUAGCAUUUAUGUACACAUUAUUAUGUCCUGGCUGCUUUAACAGAUGCCUUUCCAUAUGUUACCUCAUCCUUUUCUUGUGGCAGCCGAUACGGGAUAGAUCUCAUCCCUGAUUGAGGAAAGGGACAACAUCAGUAGAUUGUCCAGGACCACACAGCUGCUGAGGGGCAGCGUCAGAUUUGAACCUGGAUCUGCUUGUGUAUAACUCCCAAGUCUUGACCCACUACAGUAACUAAUAUUUAUUGUACACUCACUGUGCCAAGCUUUUCAUUCCCUCAAACAUAAGUUAGGAAGAAUAGUGACUUAUCUCCUUUUUACAGAUGAGGAAACUGGAGUAUUUGGUAUUUACAAGUAACUUGCCCAAGAUAACCCAGGUAGUAACUGAUGGAGCCAGGGUUCAAACCCAGCCCGGGACAGUCUGCCCUCAAAGCCCAUGCUCUUAACCCACAGUGCAUUAUUGCAUCCCUCUACCAUGUACAUUUAAACACACACAGGUAUAACAGUGGAAAUACUGGGUUUGAAAAGAAAAAAAAAGGGUACAUUGAUCUUGUCAUCUCAUUUUUAGAAGGUAAAGGUAACAUCUUUAAUGUAAAUACUGAGAGAAAUGUGGACUGGAUAAAGAAUUUGGAGCUGGGCGGUAAGAUGGGUCUGUCUAGUUAGUCACUGUCUUCUUGAAGCAUCUCCAUUUACAGAACUAAAAUGGAGUUUGAAGGUUCUCUUUUAUGACUGCUCAUUACUUUCCUCAAAAAUAUUCCUUUAAUUUUUCCAACAGUAAGUAGUGAGGAUCUAGAGGGUAUUACCUGCACUGGGAGGCCCACCCUUACCAGUAAGGUAUCCCUUUGAUGAAUAGCAGAACAUACAGAUCCCAUUUACAUUUCUCGCCUCUUGGGUUUAUUGGUAUGGUGCUGUACCACCGAGGGCAUGUGCUGUCAGCAGGCAGGGACCUAUAUAACUGUUGGAAAUGGAAGAAACGGGUGUGUGCUGCAAAUUACUGUUUUUUACAGGGUAUUGUAUGAGGUGGUGCUGACUUGAUUUUGUUUUUAGGUAAAAUAUGGAUUUUGAAAAAUUUUUAUGUGGGACACAUGUCCCUCUGGACUCUAGGAGUUGAAUUAGGGGGACAUAUAUGUCCCUGUGGAUUCUGAGGGUAGGAUUUUGGGGAUGAGGCCAGGAAAAAAUCCAUAUUACCUACCAACACUUCAGAUACACUCAGUGAUUUAGCAUGCAUUCCAUUAAUGAGAAAACAUUAUAUAAACAAAAAAUUAAAAAGAAAAAUUCAUUCAUUUAUGAAGGGGAUAUACAGUAAAACCUGCAAAAGCCAGAAGGUGGAAACCUGUCAGAGAAGGAAAGCUCAAAUAUUUUCCACUACAACUAGUGGUAGAAAAGUUAUAAGACUGCACCCUGUCAAAGAUGGAAAACUUGCAAGACCAGGAAAAACAAGGCAGUCCCGUUGAGUUCUGUCUCUCACAGGUUUCACUGUAAAUCCUCACAGAGGAGACACAAAGAGCGUAUCAGGAAGAGAAACCAAUAGCUACAGAUACAAACCAAAAAUUCUCCGGGCAUAAUUUAUACAUAGUUGCAGAUGUGUCUCAGAAUCAUCCUGACAUGGCCAAACUCUGUUUUAACUGAUCCUAAUUUACAUUGAAUAACUCCAGGGCAAGGAGCCACACAGACGCAGGGGCAGUGCCCAGUUGACCCUGCCUCAGUAUAUCCUGAGUCCAAGGACAGAGUUAAUGGCCCAUCACAGCCCUGAUACCUCCUUCCCUCCCUUCUCCAGGUUCUGGGAAUCUUAUUCUUGCCUCAGGGCUUUGAGGUCAGCAACUGACUAGUCUUCAGUGCUAGGACUAAGGGCUAAUUUAAUAUGUAAACAAGAUUCUGUGCUAACCUUCCUAACCACAUUAUCAUUUUUCCUUUUUCUCAAAUACUGGAUAAUAUUUACUGCUAAGGAACAGAAGCUGGCCUUUGUAUGUUCAGUCUUAAAGGAGAAUUAAAUUUCAAAGUUAACUUCUGCCUUUUGUUCUUUAUCACCCUGCUUUCAAGCCACUAGGGUGGCUGCAGGGUUCUAGAUCCAGCCCACUUCCACAGUGAUAAAUGUGUUAGUGACUAGU
Molecule: messenger RNA, 5286 nt
Organism: Trichechus manatus latirostris (Florida manatee)
Lineage: Eukaryota; Metazoa; Chordata; Mammalia; Sirenia; Trichechidae
Gene: LEF1
Product: lymphoid enhancer binding factor 1
Exons: 12
Coding region: 117-1316 (399 amino acids)
Biological process (GO): regulation of transcription by RNA polymerase II; canonical Wnt signaling pathway
Cellular component (GO): chromatin; beta-catenin-TCF complex
Molecular function (GO): DNA-binding transcription factor activity, RNA polymerase II-specific; RNA polymerase II cis-regulatory region sequence-specific DNA binding
Source: RefSeq, a predicted model, not a curated record